ACCUAAUUGGCGAAAUCAAUUAGGUUUCGCCACGAACACUGAAUGUAUCCAUGUCAAAUGGUGUCCCAAUUCAACUUCUGAUUUUGGCCUUCGAAUGGCGUCCUUCUUGGUGGUUUAGUUUAGCAUUGCGCAUGGCAGUCAAACUGGUAGGCAUCAGUUUUUAAGUAGAAGGGUCCCUUCUCGUGCUCAAGCAGCCGCUGCCACAAGAUGGCGUCCCCAGCAAUUGCUGGGAAGGGGCUGCUGAAGAAGACCUACCGCCCAGCCUCCAAGCUUGAGGUGUUCUACACUGGGGGCCGUGUAGCACUUUCCAAGGAUGGCAGCUUCGUGGUGUGCCCCUGCUCAGAGGAAGUGAAGGUUGUUGACAUUGCCAGCAACACAGUAUUGAGAACGUUCCCAGGGGAUACGGAGCUCAUCACCGCAGUUGCGGUGGGGCCCAAGGGGCGGAAUGUGUUCAGUGCAAGCCGCAGCUUGCAGGCGAAGUGGUGGGAUAAGGAGACGGGGGAGUGCCGGCGCAGCUGGAAGGCACACGAUGGCCCGGUGGCGGAUAUGGCAGUGGAUGCCUCCGGGGGGCUGCUGGCAACAGCAAGCACGGACAGGAGCGUGCGCGUGUGGGAUGUUGAGAAGGGCUUCUGCACCCACUCGUUCAAGGGGCACCAGGGGGUGGUCUCCCGGGUCCUCUUCCACCCAGACGCACACCGAUUGCAGCUCUUCUCCGCUGGCGACGACGCCAGUGUAAAGGUCUGGGACCUGGUCACCAAGACGUGCGCCGCAACAUUGCGCAAGCACUUCUCAACCGUCACGGGGCUGGCGGUGUCUACGGAUGGGUGGACGCUGCUUAGCGUGGGGCGCGACAAGGUGGCCAAUGCGUGGAAUCUGCGCGACAACACGCUCAUCACGACUGUGCCCGUCUACGAGGCUCUCGAGGGCGUCUCUGUGGUCCCCCCCGGGUCGGCCUUACCGGGCGCCCUGCGUAUCCUGGAGCCAGCUCUGAAGCGGGCCAGGAAGAAAAGUCCAGCCGGUGUCCGCUUCGUCACGGUGGGGGAGUCGGGCGUUAUCCGCGUGUGGGAUGCUGAUAGCGCCAAGUGCGUGUAUGAGUAUCGUUCGCCCACGGUGGAGGCGCUGUCGUCUGCGGCGAAGAGCGAAGACGAGGGCGCGGUGGCCGCGCUGCGGCUGACGGAUGUGGUGGCCACGCACGGCGGGGACGGCCUCAUGUGCGCCACGGGAGACCAGCGCCUCGUCUUCUACGAAGCGGCGCAGCAGGAGCGCGAUGGGCAGGUGUCCGACGGCGGAGAGGCGUCGACGUCCGGCUCUGCGCUGCAUAUGGCGAAGGAGCUGAUUGGUUACAACGACGAGAUCACGGACCUGCGGUUCCUGGGGCCUGAGGGGCAGACUUUGGCGGUGGCCACCAAUAGCGAACAGAUCCGGCUGUACGACCUGGCGACGCGCGCCUGCUCGCGCUCCCUCAUCGGCCACACCGACAUCGUCCUCUGCCUGGACGCCGCUACCGGCCCCUCGGGGCAACCGCUCCUCGCGUCCGCCGGCAAGGACCACAGCCUCCGCAUCUGGGACGUCGCCACUGGGGCGUGCCUCGCUUCUGCCACGGGCCACUCCGCGGCGGUGGGCGCGCUCGCGUUCUCGCGGCGCGGGUGCAAGUUUGUCGUCACGGGGGCGAGCGACCGGACGCUCAAGUACUGGACGCUGGAGAAGCUGUUUGCGGACGGUGGAAUAAAGUCGCAGGCGGUGGUGGCGGCGCACGAGAAGGACAUUAAUGCCGUGGCUAUUGCGCCCAACGACAGCCUUGCGUGCACCGGCUCGCAGGAUCGGACGGCCCGGAUCUGGCGGCUGCCCGAACUUGCUCCCGUCCGAACGUUGCGAGGCCACAAGCGGGGGAUCUGGUCCGUCGAGUUCUCGCCCGUCGAUCAGGCUGUCCUGACUGCCUCGGGCGACAAGACGGUGCGCAUCUGGGCCCUGGCGGACGGGUCGUGCCUCAAGACCUUCGAGGGCCACACCGCGUCAGUGCUGCGGGCGACCUUCCUCAGCCGGGGCACGCAGAUCGUGUCAGCAGGUGCGGACGGCUUGGUGAAGCUGUGGACAAUCCGGACCAACGAGUGCGUCAACACCUUCGACGAGCACCAGGACAAGAUCUGGGCCCUGGCGGCAAGCCCCGACGAGACCCGCCUUGCGACGGGCGGCGGCGACUCCUUAGUAGCCGUUUGGGCGGACACGACGCGCGAGGACGAGUCGGAGGCUCUAGCAGAGGAGCAGGCGGAGCUGCUGAAAGACCAGGACCUCAGCAACGCGCUCGCGGCCACGGACUACGUGCGCGCGCUGCGGCUGGCGUUCGAGCUGCGGCGACCGUUCCGCAUGCUGAAAGUGUUCGAGGAGCUGCUGCGGGGGGCGGGGGGGGCGGAGAAGGUGGAGCACGCAGUGGCGGGGCUGGACAAGGAGCACCUGCAGCUGCUGCUGUCCUACAUUCGGGAGUGGAACUCAAACGCGCGCUUCUGCCACACAGCGCAGGCGGUGCUGUCGGGCGUAUUCAGAGUGCAUCCUCCUGACACUCUAGCGGAGGUCCCUCAAAUAAAGGAGAUUGUGGAGGGCCUGUUGCCCUACUCGCAGCGGCACUUCAACCGGAUGGAUCGCCUGGUUCGGAGCACCUUCUUACUCGACUACACGCUGGCGUCCAUGUCCGUGCUCGCGCCCACCGAGGAUGCGGCCGCGGCUCAGCACGAGGUCGCGCUGGCGCCAGAGCUUCCGCCCGCGGAGCUCGAGAAACCGAGCGGAAAGCCGUUGAUAUUUAGCGGGGUAGACCUGAGCCAGUACGGCAUUACUAGCUUGGACCAGGUAAAGCGGGUGCAAGUGGUGGACAGUGACUACGAGGGGAGCAGCGGGCCAGAGGAUGAGGGGGUAGAGAAAGCAGGGGUCAGUGAGGGAGAGGAAGGGGAAGGGCCGGAGGAGGGGACCGGUGCAGAAGACGAUGACAUCAGGGACGAGGGGGAUGGUGCGGGAGUACCAGAGACGGAAAAAGAGGAUGACCCAGUGGGGCCUCGGAAAAAGGCAAAGAAAAAGGGGAUUGGAAACGGUCACGGGGAGGUGGAGAACGGAGACACUCCGGGAAAAAAUGAGAAGAAGAAGAAGAAGAAAGUAGAGGUCAGCGGUAGUGAAGUCAAAAGCGACAAGAAAAAAGGGCUUCUAGGGUCUCGUAGCAAGCUAGGAGCGAAUGGCUCCUCAAAACAACGAAAAAGGACCAAAUCGUGAAUGCGAGAAGGAAGGUGGACUCCUUGAGCUAUGAGUACGAAGGUAUCGGUCGAUGGCUGUGAGGCUUUGUUGCAUCAUAAUCUCGUCAAGUGUCAAAAGUCGCAUGAAGCUUAAACUUGCUCGGGUAAAAUUCCGCUAUUGGGCCAUGAGGCUUUCCAACC
Molecule: messenger RNA, 3416 nt
Organism: Klebsormidium nitens
Lineage: Eukaryota; Viridiplantae; Streptophyta; Klebsormidiophyceae; Klebsormidiales; Klebsormidiaceae
Source: the annotation of a GenBank genome assembly